This is a messenger RNA of Tetrapisispora phaffii CBS 4417, 552 nucleotides long. RefSeq names its product Arf family GTPase ARL1 (gene ARL1). The transcript has a single exon. Lineage: Eukaryota; Fungi; Ascomycota; Saccharomycetes; Saccharomycetales; Saccharomycetaceae. The coding region runs from base 1 to 552 and encodes 183 amino acids. The record is from RefSeq and is a predicted model, not a curated record. Gene Ontology annotation, biological process: vesicle-mediated transport; intracellular protein transport. Gene Ontology annotation, molecular function: GTP binding; GTPase activity. Gene Ontology annotation, cellular component: cytoplasm; Golgi apparatus.
AUGGGGAAUUUAUUCAGUUCUAUGUUUGAUAGGUUAUGGGGUGUUAAUAAAGAACUACGUAUUUUAAUCCUUGGUUUGGAUGGUGCUGGUAAGACCACAAUUUUAUACAGAUUGCAGAUUGGUGAGGUGGUCACUACAAAGCCAACCAUUGGUUUUAAUGUAGAGACAUUGUCGUAUAAGAAUUUGAAGCUGAAUGUUUGGGAUUUAGGUGGACAAACUAGUAUCAGACCGUAUUGGCGUUGUUACUAUGCAGACACAUCCGCUGUUAUAUUCGUUGUCGAUUCCACAGACAAAGAUCGUAUGGCCACUGCAUCAAAGGAGUUACAUCUAAUGUUACAAGAGGAGGAGUUACAAGACGCUGCAUUAUUGGUGUUUGCCAAUAAACAAGAUCAAGUUGGUGCUUUGAGCGCAAGUGAAGUCUCUAAAGAACUGAAUCUUGUGGAACUGAAGGAUAGAAGCUGGUCUAUUGUCGCCUCAAGUGCAAUCAAAGGUGAAGGCAUAACAGAAGGUCUGGAUUGGCUGAUCGAUGUGAUAAAGGAGGAACAAUUAUAA